CAGGGCACACGGACAUAGCCAAAAGCAAUUGAAUCCAAAAGAUGCCCUUGUUGAAAGGGUCCCAAUAGCGACCCAACUGUACGUUAGUGCAUGUCAGCAUCAGGCUGCUAUCUCAACCCCAUUCAAAUCCACCAAGCAUUGCUCCCAGAAAGAACACAUAAGGGCCAACCCACCUCAAGACGCUAAGCUUAACCACAAGGAAUAUUUUCCUUGUUUGGUUUCCUGGGAUUCCGAUGUGAAAACUUGCCUUUGGCUUUGUUAUCCGAAGCUUCGCCUCCCUGGUACCAAAGCAAAGAACUCUCGUUUUCUUAUUCCCCCUGGUUUGUCCGUCCUGGUGGUUAUCUUUUCCUUCAAAGAUGGUCCAAAGAAAGGUUGCCAGUAAGCUUGGAAUCCAAGCUGAUCAAAUAAAGUCCGAGAAGCUAUCGGCAACCCUCGGACCCUCUUCUCAUCAGAACCAUGAUGGCAAAACCAGAGGGACUGACCUGAAAAAGAAGAUGAAGAGGUCAAGAUCGAUGAAGCUCUCCAGCUUUGACGGCUCGAGAUCAUCUCUCUUCAGGAAGGAAGUCCCGCAACCAGGAAGACCGCCGCCCCGCGACGUUCAGAUGUCCGCAGCAACUCCGCAGAAGCAGUCUCCCGUCAAGUUAAAGGGUGCUGUGCCUAACUAUAUGAAGUCCACCAGCUGUUCAGUUGCGAGAAAGGAGUGCUCUCAGGUAACCUCGCAGACAACCAAAACUGGUUCUGAUAGUAAGAAUCUGCAUAGAAGGACUUCUAGUGCUUCAAAACCAACCCCUGUUUCCUCUGGUAAUACAUCCCCAGAGAACCUAAAAAGAUCAUCGAGUUUGAAACUAGUUAGGACUCUAACAAAGACCCCUAGUUUUAAGCCUGCAAGGUCAUCAGUCAAAAGGUGUUCCAAAGUAGUUCUCUGUGCAGACAUGGAUGCACAGAAAGCUACCUGUUCUUCGACUCUGAAGGAGUCGAAGUUUCCUGAAUACCUCACGCUUAAUCCUGGUGGAACCGAAGCAGAGGGAACUUCAGCGAUGAAGGUCUGUCCCUACACUUAUUGCUCUCUCAAUGGCCAUCACCAUGCUCGAUCGCCUCCUCUCAAGUGCUUCCUUUCGGCACGGAGGCGAUUGAUGAAGACCCAAAAGAAUGCAAAAGUAGUGCCUCUAAGCCCAAAUGAUGGGCGUAUCGAUAGUAAAGCUGCCAGUGAGGAGGAAAAAAUUGGACUGGAAUUUUUCGUAGAAAUUUAUGCUAAAAAUGAAGAUGAGAACUCUUCUUCCAUUGGAAAUGUCGAUGAUAUUAAGGAAGAAAUGGUUGAGUUAGAGGGGGGAAGCAAAGAUGAAGAAACCGUGAUUUCUAGUAUGAGUGCAGAUAAAGAAAAAGAAGAAUAUGCAGGUGAUGAGCACAGUGAUAAGAGACUGUCUGAUGCAUCCUCAUGUUGCGAAGAUGAUCUUAAGCAAAACUUAGAAGGACGUAUGGAUGAGAGUGACAAAAUGGUGGAAGGUGAGAGCUUAUGUGAAGAAAGUGUCGAACUCCUGGAGUCCUGUUCAGAAGAUUCGGAUAUGGAGUGGGAUGCAGGAGAAUAUACUGAUUCAGAGCUUGAUGGAGAAGCGACCUACUCAACAGAAGAGGAUAAUCUAUCAUGUUCAGAUUAUGAGUAUAUAUCAGAAAUAGAAGAUCCUACUUUGCACAAGAUAGAUGCUGUCGCUUGUGAGAAUAUGGACAGCAAUUGGAAGGACAUUUCCGAUGAUCAAGUACUGAAGGAAGGAAAGCAUGCAAGCUUUGAGGUCCAAAUGCCAAGCCUUGGUAUGGAAGUAGAAGGCACAGAUGAGGCACCACAGGAUUCUGAACCCAGCCACAUCUUUGAUUACUUAAGCUACAGCGAUGAUUCAUCCAAAGAGGAUGAAUUUGAAGAAGUGAAAAGCCUCAAUGGAAGUGGACCGUCUUCAAUAGAGGAGGUCAUCGCGGAAGUAAAGUCAUCCUUUAAGGAGGAUGAAGAAGAAAACAUUCCUGGUGCUGACAAUACCAAUGCCAAUGUUCUUUUGAAUGCUGUCAGCGAUGGAUCCGACAGCUUGGACAUGAUAGGGGAUGCCCCAUAUGAUCAGAAGAAUACCAAACUUUCCGAAGCGUCUGAGUUUGAUGCUUGUCCAGGUUUGACAGAAGAUGAGGAGGCACAAGUUCAUACGGAUCUUACCACCAAGGGUAGCAGCCUCGACGAGGAAAUCAUUCACAAUGAUGUCGGAGAGACAACAAAAGAAACAGGGGAUAAUAAUGAAUCUGAGUCGGAGGCUACAAUCCUAAUUCCUGCUCAAUCAUCCAGACAUUCCUGCAAAGCUGAUGAUGACGCUCCAACACUUGCGGUGGAUGAUUCUGAGGAGCAGGAAGAUCCAAGAACUAAAAGAUCUUACCAAGAUGAAUAUUCUGGUGGAGAACCUGACGAAAUGGGACGGCAGAAAACUACAGAGACAGAUUCAGCAGAUUCAAUCCUUGAAGAGGACAGCUCCACUAAGACGAAGUCGACAAGGAUAUAUACCAGGUUGAAGAGCAAUCAUGACGAAGAACCCAUAGAUAUCUGUUUGAAGGGCACGAUCAGACGUAAAAGAUCCAGUGAGCCAACUGAGGACUCACGAGAUUUUAUGCCAAAAGAACCGAACUUUCUGCCACUGCCUCCUGAACCAGACACUGAAAGAGUUGAUUUGAGGCAUCAGAUGACGGAUGACAGGAAAAAUUCAGAGGAAUGGAUGAUCGACUAUGCACUCAGACAAACUGUAACAAAGCUAGCUCCUGCUAGGAAGAGAAAGGUAGCACUUCUGGUCGAGGCUUUUGAGAAAGUCAUGCCAACUUCAAAGUAUGAAACCCAUGUCCAAAGCACUUCAGCAAGCUCACCUCAUGCAAGGCCCAUUCAAGCUUGCAACUGAAUAAGAUCCCUAAAGCAAGGUUAUAAGCAACAGCGCGCAUUUCAAGCAGAUUGAGAAGUUUGGCAGGCACCGCACGCUUGACAGAGCAUAACUUGUUCGGCUCUAACAUUUGGAUCGGGCAGCUUGGGGAGAGGAUCAUGGGACAAACAUUGAACUGCUCCGAAGGCAGGCAAACUCCGACUGUCUACUAGGUGGCCAAAAAAAAAAAAAACUAUUGAGUGUUAAGCUUAUGACUACAUAGGCACUGCCAGUGCAAUAUAUGGAGUUUGAGUUUCCUUUUGUUCGACCAGGAAAAAAAAAAAAGAAAAAAAUCUUUCGAAUGGGUAUCCAUGUAGCCUCAGUUGUAGGGGCACUUAGCUCCAAACUCUCGUGACUUGUUCUAGUUGAUAUUUGUCUGAAAAAAUGCAUCGCAAGGUCAUGGAUA
This is a messenger RNA of Eucalyptus grandis, 3342 nucleotides long. Its product is annotated as calmodulin binding protein PICBP. The record is from RefSeq and is a predicted model, not a curated record. The transcript has 2 exons. NCBI's taxonomy places the organism in Eukaryota, Viridiplantae, Streptophyta, Magnoliopsida, Myrtales, Myrtaceae. Bases 357 to 2918 code for a protein of 853 amino acids. Gene Ontology annotation, molecular function: calmodulin binding.